AAAAACAACUAAAUAAAUAAAUAAACAGCGCUUGAAUUCAAGUGCUGGAGUGGGUGGAGUUUAAAGGAUGCUUUACGGGUGCAGAAGAAGUUGUUGCUUUCACACGCCGAAGCCAUGCGUAGUGCGUGUGACUGAAUGACCCCCGGCCGGUGAGGACGGAGGAUGCUGGAGUAUGAGGCAGGAGCAGACAUGCGACUGGUCCGUCAGAUCAGCGCCGGGAUGAAGAUCCAGGCCGGGGGAGAGCACACAGGCUGCAGCAAGGUCGCGGACAAUCCGGAGAACCAGGUCAUCUGUUUGCAGUGUCAGGAGGAGCUGGUGCAGGUUUGUCCGGGGAGUCCGCGCAGUCCUCGCCGCGCCAUCGCGCCGCGCUUCUCCUCCGGAUCUGCAGACUGUGAGCCCAGCAGUAGCAGCUACAAUGCCUCUUCAGGAACCUUCUACAGCUGUGUCAGCCAGAUCACCAUUGGGUUUGAUCUUGGGGGUCAAGUGGCCAUCGGUUUCUCCCACUGGAAGAGUCCAUUCCCAGCGAGUGGCCCGGAUCUCCCCAGUCCGGACUGCGUUCACUCUGAGGCCUCCACCGUCCCACCCAUCAGCGAGUAUCUGGAGCCGGUGUCCUGCCCGGCGUCGCUGUCCAUCACGCCGCUGCCCACCUGCAGCGCCAGCCAGGAGACGCUCUGCGACAGCAGCACCAGAGUGAGUUUGUCUCUACAUGGGUCUGAGCCCCAGCGGCGGAGCCCCCACCGACGCAGAGUCCCGCUGCAACCCUCGGCCUCAGGCUACCAGGCAGCGGACAGACCUCUCGCCUUCCCCUCAACUGGGAAGGCAGACAUCAUGGAGGAAUCCUCGUCUCCAGCCGCGGACUCCAGCACUCAAGACGAAGUGCCUCCCGUCGCUGUGAAGGAUGUUAACGUGCUGCUUGAGAGAGAAAUGUCCGAGGGCAUAAGCAGCCCAUCCAGACACAACGACUCCACCCUGCUGAACCUGGAAAACAACAGCAGCAUCCUCGAUGACAACACAAAGUCGGAUUCUGGCCUCCCGGAGGGGAGAGGGAAGUCCAGCGGCCUGUGCUUCAGCGAUGGAAAGAGUCGCAUUGACUACAUCCUGGUUUACAGAAAGUCCAGCUCGCAGUCCGAGAAGAGGGAGAUAUUUGAGAGGAACAUGCGUGCAGAGGGCUUACAGAUGGAAAAGGAGGCCUCCAUAACAAACAGUGACGUGCUCUUUCUGAAGAUCCAUGCGCCGUGGGAUGUUCUCUGUCGCUACGCUGAGCUCAUGAACAUUCGCAUGCCGUUCAGGAGGAAAAUCUUGUACAUGCACCGACGGCACAAGUUCAUGAGCAGGAUGGAAAAGCGCAUAAACAAGUUUCGUGGCUGGCUUCCUCGCAAGCCCAUGAAGUUUGACAGCGAAACUCUGCCCGACCUGGAGGAGAACGAGAGCUUCACCGCCCCCUUCAGUCGAUCAAGGAUACAUCAUUUCAUCAUCCACAACAAAGACUCUUUUUUCAACAACGCCACCAGAAGUCGCAUUGUCCACCACAUCCUUCAGCGGGUCAAAUAUGAGGAGGGAAAAAAUAAGAUGGGCUCCUGUUUCUCUUCUGGUUUGUGUUUGAUUCCAGGGCUCAAUCGUCUUUUGAGCAAUAAUUCAUUUGAGGCAGCCUUCCCUCUUCAUGAGGGGAGCUACCACAGCAAAAACUCCAUCAGAACACACGGAGCAGAGAACCACCGGCACCUGCUGUAUGAAUGUUGGGCCUGGUGGGGGGUUUGGUACAAGUACCAACCGCUGGACCUCAUCAGGAGGUAUUUUGGGGAGAAGAUCGGUCUGUACUUUGCCUGGCUCGGCUGGUACACUGGGAUGCUGUUUCCUGCAGCUCUGGUCGGUCUCUUGGUAUUCCUGUAUGGCCUCUUCACUCUGGAGCACUGCCAGGUCAGUAAAGAAAUCUGCCAGGCCACUGAUGUCAUCAUGUGCCCCAUCUGUGACCAGUACUGCCCCUACCUGAGACUGUCAGACAGCUGCAUCUACGCCAAGGUCACCCAUCUCUUUGACAAUGGUGCAACUGUUUUCUUUGCUGUAUUCAUGGCUGUUUGGGCAACGGUCUUCCUGGAGUUCUGGAAAAGGCGCAGAGCUGUCCUUGCAUACGACUGGGACCUCAUUGACUGGGAGGAAGAGGAGGACGAAAUACGCCCCCAGUUUGAGGCCAAGUACUCCAAGAAGGAGAGAAUGAACCCAAUAUCUGGAAAGCCUGAACCUUACCAGGAUUUCACUGACAAAUACAGUCGCCUAGUCGUCUCAGCAUCUGGGAUCUUCUUCAUGAUAUUGGUGGUCAUCGCCGCUGUGUUCGGCAUCGUCAUUUACCGAGUGAUCACCGUCAGCACCUUCGCCGCCUUCGGCUGGGCUCUGAUCAGGAACAACUCUCAAGUGGCGACCACGGGAACGGCAGUCUGCAUCAACUUCUGCAUGAUCAUGCUCCUCAACGUGCUAUAUGAAAAGGUUGCUCUUCUUCUCACUAAUUUAGAACAGCCAAGGACAGAGUCCGAGUGGGAGAACAGCUUCACCCUUAAGAUGUUCCUCUUUCAGUUUGUUAACCUCAACAGUUCGACUUUCUACAUCGCCUUCUUCUUGGGAAGAUUUACAGGCCGGCCCGGUGCAUAUCUGCGCCUCAUCAAUCGCUGGAAACUGGAAGAAUGCCACCCCAGUGGUUGUCUCAUUGACCUCUGUCUGCAGAUGGGGAUCAUCAUGGUGCUAAAACAGACCUGGAACAAUUUCAUGGAGCUCGGCUAUCCGCUGAUCCAGAACUGGUGGACCCGGCGGAGAUUGAGGAGAGAGCACGGGCAGAACGCCAAGGCCAGCUUCCCACAGUGGGAGAGGGAUUACAACCUACAGCCAAUGAAUGCUUACGGACUCUUUGAUGAAUACUUAGAAAUGAUUCUACAGUUUGGCUUCACCACCAUCUUUGUGGCAGCAUUCCCUCUGGCCCCUCUCUUAGCGUUAAUCAACAACGUCAUCGAGAUCCGUUUGGAUGCCUACAAGUUUGUCACACAGUGGCGGCGACCUCUGCCCUCACAAGCCAAAGACAUAGGGAUCUGGUAUGGCAUUCUGGAGGGCAUCGGCAUCUUGUCCGUCAUCACCAACGCCUUUGUCAUCGCAGUUACCUCAGACUUCAUUCCUCGCCUUGUUUACGCCUACAAGUAUGGACCUUGUGCUGGUCAGGGUCGAGCAGGGGAGGGGUGUAUGUUGGGUUACGUCAACGCCAGUCUUUCAGUAUUCCGGGUGUCUGACUUUGAGAGGAGAUCACAGUACAGGACUAAUGGCUCUGAGCUGUUUGGACAAGCUGUCGAGUUUUGCAGGUAUCGUGACUACAGGGAGCCUCCAGACUCUGCCGAGCCCUACGAAUACACUCUACAGUUCUGGCACGUCCUGGCGGCCAGGCUUGCAUUCAUCAUUGUGUUCGAGCAUAUGGUCUUUGCCAUCAAAACCCUGAUUGCGUACCUGAUCCCCGACCUCCCCAAGGACCUGCGGGACAGAAUGCGCCGAGAGAAAUACCUGAUCCAGGAGAUGAUGUACGAGGCCGAGUUGGAGAGACUGCAGAAGGAGAAAAACGAGAAGAAGAACAAAGACAGGGUCCAAAACAAGGAAUGGCCCUGAAUACACCAACUGGUUAUCAGCUGGUGUUUGGUUUUCACUGCACAGUGGAGGAAGGAGAGGAGUGCUGGGUUUCCUGCAUGAUACCGGACCCUCAUACCUUCCUCCUGCCAUGUCAGACCAGCACCUCCUAGUGGACAAUAUAUGAACUGCAUCCAGCAGAGCCACACAGUGUACACAGGGCCCAUCGUGUCUGCAUUCACGACGGAUGUCCUCUGGAACAUUUGACUGUGGGUUUUGUUACGUUUUUCUUCUUCUCUCCAGUUUCUACCACUUUGGACUCUCAACAGCAGAUGUCUUCAGAUCCUAAAUGUAGAUUUCAAGCGAGACUAAAAUCUUACAGACUUCUGGUUUUAGAGAGAAAUAACCAACCAAGCUUAGUGAAUGACAAGCCCUGUUUACAUUUCUCCUCGUUUGAGGAGUUCACAUAUUGCUUUAUUGUAAAUAAAGAUAUUUAAAUGAAUGUCAGGCCAUCCGCUCUGCUAUAGUGUAGUGCAAUAAAAAAAAGCUAGAGAAUGCAAUUUCUGGAGAGAUUGCGGUGGGAUUGCUGGCUGCUGAAAACCUGACUGAUGGACAGUCACAAGCUAAACUCCAUAACUUGAAAAGCUGGGCUACGUUGCUUCACGUAUAGCAGGUAGCUGAACAGCAUCGCUUAAAAA
Messenger RNA from Etheostoma cragini (Arkansas darter), 4292 nucleotides. Its product is annotated as anoctamin-4-like. Gene Ontology annotation, cellular component: plasma membrane. Gene Ontology annotation, biological process: chloride transmembrane transport. Lineage: Eukaryota; Metazoa; Chordata; Actinopteri; Perciformes; Percidae. The record is from RefSeq and is a predicted model, not a curated record. The transcript is spliced from 29 exons. Gene Ontology annotation, molecular function: protein dimerization activity; chloride channel activity. The coding region runs from base 163 to 3636 and encodes 1157 amino acids.